AUGCGGAUUACACUUGCUUCCAUCCUCCUAGCCAUUACGGCCGAGGCGGCGCCUCUCAUUGCUAUCGGUGGCAUACCAAUUCUAUCAACCGUCAGGCUUGCCCGUGUCAUCCCAGUAGUAGUCGGCGGCCCCCAGGACACCUUCAUCCCCAACAUCGUAUCCGCCUCCCCCGGUGAUAUCAUCCAGUUCCAGUUCAGCUCCGGCAACCACACCGUGACGCAGAGCGCCGCCAACGCUCCCUGUCAGCCUCUACAAGCCACCGUUCCUGGAGCGAUUCACAGCGGCCACAUCCCUUUCCAGGCGGGCCAGCAGACCGUCGGUGUUUUCAAUAUGCCCGUCACGAGCUCCGCGACGAUGUUUCUCUACUGCGCUACUGGACCUCAUUGUCAGACCGGCCAGGUCAUGAUUGUCAAUCCUUUGAGUACCGACCAGCUCGUUAGCUACUCCAGGUUGGCAGCUGGCGCUCCUGCGAAUAUUGACGGAACGACAGUUGCUGGUGGCGUGGUUGGUCAGAUCCCGUUGGCAUCUGCAGCAUUCAUCCCCGCUGCAGAGGAGGAAGGGCCCCCCGGAGGCGCGCCACCAGUAGGCAAUGCCACUGCGACAUAG
This is a messenger RNA of Scedosporium apiospermum, 606 nucleotides long. RefSeq lists its product as uncharacterized. The transcript is spliced from 3 exons. Lineage: Eukaryota; Fungi; Ascomycota; Sordariomycetes; Microascales; Microascaceae. The record is from RefSeq and is a predicted model, not a curated record. The coding region runs from base 1 to 606 and encodes 201 amino acids.